AUGGAAAGGAAAUCAUCGAUGGUGGGGUGUCACCUAUCUGAGCGAGAUGAAGAAGACGAGGAUGUAGAAUCUGUGGUGGAACCCGAAGAAGAUCCUGAGGAGGAGCCCGAAGAAGACCCUGAUGAGCAACCCGAAGAAGACCCCGAGGAAGAACCCGAGGGAAAUCACGUGGAGUACCAUGUGGAACAAAGAUACGAAACGUUCCAUAUGCCCUAUGUGGAGUACACGCCAACUAGUCCUGGUACCUAUUGGAAGAGACUUUAUAAAGAUGAAAUGCCACAGGCACAGCUCGAGAUUCACGGUUUGAGAAGAAAGAUUGAAGAGAUAGAUGAACAUAGGUCAAGGCUCGUACAGAAGAACCAAACACGUGUUGAGGCCACUGAGAAAAGUAAGCGCAAGAUACGAAGGUUGGAACAGGAGGCAAAACAAGCCAAGGCGGAAACUUACAGAUUCCUAAAUAAGGUGGUUGGAAGAGACCCACCUCAGCCCGAGGUGCUGGUCAUUCAAAGUGGUCCCGGAGAUCGAAAAGCUAAAAAGAUAAGGAAGUACUUGAAGGAGGGAAAGCAAAUAUUGAAAUAUGAUGAUAUUGCUUUUAAAAAAUCUGGGAGGUUCACUAGGGUCACUCCGGAGGAAGAACGCAUCCCAAUUAGAGCUUAUGUUAGAGCACCAGGAGAUCUACCAGAAGCCCCACUGAUCCCAAACGCUAGUUGUGGACGGGGCCAAGGAAGAGGUAGGGGUAGAGGAAGAGGCCGAGGAGCUGUUACAGCACCGAUACCUGUAUAA
Molecule: messenger RNA, 783 nt
Organism: Lactuca saligna
Lineage: Eukaryota; Viridiplantae; Streptophyta; Magnoliopsida; Asterales; Asteraceae
Source: the annotation of a GenBank genome assembly